AUGAUCAGUAUACUCAUUGGCAUCUGUGUGUUUGCCGUGUUCAUCCACUAUCACAUCACUCAUUGGAGUAACAAGAAUAAAACUUCUAAACGUUCACUGUAUCCCAUCAAGAAGACGAAAAAGUGCAUUGAUAUUGAAGAAACAUCAAUCUGUCAACUUGAUCUUGACAAACGACUCUAUCAUCAAUUACAGAAUCUUGAAUACUAUUCGGAUGCAUUGCUUCCUGCAUAUAAUCGCCUUCUUUCACUAUUCGACUCAGUGAUCGAUGCGGCUCGUACUUCGUCAACACGAAAUAUUCUCAAUGCCGUUCAAACAUUCUCUAAGCAAGCUCUCAUAGAUUUUCUCAAUGCCGAAUAUACUGACGUUAAUGAACGCUACAAUGCAUAUCUCGCGCGACGAAAAAAUGGAGGAUCUCGUGAAAUGUUUCCUGAUUUUGACUAUGCACGACAUUGGCUUCGUACUUCUGCACCUGUAAAGUAUGUCGAUGGGGCUUGGCUUGGUGGCAUACAUCGCGUAACAACUGAUUCAGCUCAUCGUCCAUAUACCAAAACACUAUGGCAAAUUCUCAGUGAAGAACUCGGAGAUGGUGAUCUACAAAAAAACCAUGUAUGGAUUUAUCGCGAACUCUUGCAAUCGAUUGGCGUGGACGAUAUUGGUACUGGAGACUCAGAAGAGUUUGUUUCAUCCAUUCGAAACGUGAAUAAUGAUGCUCGAGUAUGGACUGCCGCUAUAGCACAGUUAUGUAUCUCACUGUUUCCCGAAACAUUUCUACCAGAAAUUCUCGGCUUUAAUAUGUCCUAUGAAUGUUUGCCGCUGCAUCUUCUUAUUACCAUUCAUGAGCUUCGCGAGCUCAACAUUGAUCCAUAUUACUUUGUCCUUCAUGUUUCGAUCGAUAAUAACCAUUCAGGUCACGCUGCGAUGGGGAUGGAUGCUGUUGUCGCGUACAUAACAUCCUUGCCAGCUGAAGAUCAAAAUAAAGCCUGGAAGCGUGUCCAAACAGGAUUUCUUCUUGCUUCUGAGCUUCCUACUACACCCCGACCGCGUUCACAGCUCGACACAGCUCUAGCACAAGUAUUUGAAGAGAAGACACACACAGCUAAAUCUCUUCAUCUUUCUUGUCCGGCAAGAAUUGGCGGUCGAGUAGGAAAAAAACUCAGUGAAUGGCUCGAUCCGAUUUCCUAUCCAGUACAUUCUCUUGCCUUCUUACGAGCUCUUGCAGAUAGUCGAUGGAUCGUUCGUGGUCAACCGGAAAAAAGUCGAUUGGUACAUGAAAUCAAAUGGAAUGGACGUAUGUUUGGUGCAUUCACUAUAGGGGAACUUGCCGUUCUCGAGGCGUGGAUUCGAGAAUUAGCGCCGCCUACACUGCUAGCAGAGAGAAGCAAAUCGUAUGAAACGUUCACUGGCGUUCAAACAACUCUUCCAAAGAUCGAGUUAGCUUCUAAGUUCAUCGACAUUCUCGAUCGUCCAUCGGCACCUCGUCACCAAGGUACAACAUUCGAAACAGUUGUCUUCGCUUCUAUGUUAUCAUUCGAGAACAAACAUGAUGCUCUUAUGGGUUUGUUGUCAGUCUCAGCUGUUCCGUUUGAAUAUCUUCCUUCAUUACCAGCUAAGUGCGCUAGUUCUUAUGGCAUGAUGGCUGUUAAGUGUCUUAGGGCUUUAUACGGCUUCUUGCCUGAGUCUGAUGCUUGCGCAGGUAUGCAUGCGGUCACGUCAAAUACUCCAACAUUGGGUGUAAAAGAAAUAGCAUCCAUUUCUCUUUCCAAUAUGGACAUGUCCGUACGUGAAUUUGUCACCAAGGUUAUGCAUCUGUCAGCCCGUCCGGAACAGAAUGAGUCACUUCUUGUUGGGCUACAAAGUGGUUUCAUCGAGUAUGUCUUUGAAGCUUGUAAACAGCUUGGCGCUAUAUCAGCAAAGGAAAUGGAAAAACUGGACGAAAUUCGAGUCAGAUGUCGUCAUGCAAUCGAUCAUUAUACAGCCGAAAGGAAUGAGGAUAAAAGGUGGUUGGCAGAUAUGAUCAAAGGAGAACAAGCAGUGCGAACUAUUAUUUCCUAUAUUAUAGAUUAA
Messenger RNA from Adineta ricciae, 2064 nucleotides. The record is from the annotation of a GenBank genome assembly. Lineage: Eukaryota; Metazoa; Rotifera; Eurotatoria; Adinetida; Adinetidae.